AUGCCCGAUACAGCACGAAGGGGGGUGUACUACCGUUUUAGCAACCACGUCGUUACCGGAGUCAACUGGCGUCGUACGCGGCUCGUCGACGAGAUUCCGAGCGCCCGCGUAUGCUGCGUCUGCCGCACGAUCCCAAGGCGUACGGUCCUGUUGUCCUGCUUGCACGCCCUGUGCGAGGACUGCCAUGCGACCAACCGGCAAGCUCGCAGCGCGCUGUGUCCCCUGGACCAGGAGCCAUCAGAGGAAGACGAGUGCGUCGCCGUCAACUUUCCUUCGAGGAAAGCUGAGAGUGUGAAGGUUUAUUGCUGGAACGAAGAUCAGGGAUGCGAAUACGUGGGCAACGUUGGAGAUAUGCUGCGGCACUACGAGAACGAAUGCGCAUUCCACACAGUCGAGUGUUCUACAUGCAACGGAAGCGUAUUACACAAAGACAUUCUAGCGCACCAUGCAGGCCGGUUGUAGCGUCUCUAAUGCUUCAACCACCAGAAACCACUCAUCCUCGGUGUCUACGGAACUGACAACCCAAAGCCUGAACGCUGCCAUGGAAGACCUGAAGACGUUCUUGAGGGAUUUCCAACUGGACCAACUCCUGCCCGCCAUUCAGAGCCAAAUGAACGAGCUCACGGAGCACGUGAGGAACCAAGAAGUUCUCGUUGGCCAGGAUCGCCCGACAGAUCCGAGCGUUCGAGGAGCACUCCCAGGCGGGUGGGAUAGCAGUCCCCAUACCUUCUUCGACACUAAACCCCAGAUCUUGUCGACAGAUGAAAAGUGUGGAUUUCUCGGCGCUGCAAUGUGCCAUGACUCAAUCCGGGCCUCCCAUCCCUGCUUUCGUUGCUCGUUGCCAACUCCUUGCCACCAGCGACGAGGGCUCUCUAAGUCUGACCAACGUGCCAUCGACGUCGAGAAGGUGGUGUAGUGAAGUUUUGAGCGUGACGUACCUGCUGACCCUCGAUAACGCUGAGGGAAUGUUCGCGUGCUAUGAUGAAGUAAAAAAGCUCGCCGAGGUCACCGUACCACACAUGAGUGACACGGACCUGUCGCUCACCGUGACUAAGCGUAAGGGAAAUAUUGAAUUAGAUAUUCAGCUUGACGGAAAGCUGGCGGGAUCGCAGUGCCUUCCGCCUCCUCGACAGGUGACGGCGUGGCACCCCGACUCGAGAUCGAAGAACUUGGAUCUGAAACUGAGCUUCGAUGGGAACUGUUCUUGUGUUCGCUACGGAGGCCCGUUGGGACAUCUCCACCACAUAUUUUGGGCUGACUUAGAUCUCCUGAAGAAUACCGGCUUCCUCCGAGACGGAAACAUGGUGUUCAAGAUUGAGUUAGUCGACUGAAUGGAUCAUUAUCCACCGAUAGAAGCGACUAUGUAGAUACAAGAGUAGUGGUCCGAUCAUGAUCUUCUUCAGGGCUAUCCGUUGUCGGAGGUGAAGGAGGAGUCUCAACUCGGUGACCUCCCUUCUCCUGUUGCAGCCUGGCAUCAAAUGAGCUUAGCAAGCCGAUUAAAAAAUUGAAAUGAAGCGAUGACGUGCUUUCACAACGACCUGGCUUUGGUCUCUAGCUCUUGAGGGGUUAAGGUGGUAAGUAAACUUUACCUCCCUGCUCAAUAAGCAGUGACGGGGCUGUCUGAUUAAGUGGCAGAAUGGGGCAGACUUGACCUCCCACACCCCUUCAGGUGAUAAGGGUAGAGUAGUUAUACUCUUUUUUAACGUGUCGAGCAACUGCAACUUAUUUCCGAUUCUAUUGUAAUUGUGAUAGGGAUAUAUACACAAUUACGUUUUAUAUUAGUCGGACUUCACGGCAUUAACUAUUAAGUCGAUGAGUUCGGUGUAUGGCGUGUGCCCGCACGCAGUCUCAAAAGGCCUCCUGCGCCGACUAUUGUACAGCCGCCGCGAUAGAAUACUUAAAUGGCGAAUGCUGGACGAGCCGAUCCCUUCGCCUCAUCGCAUGGCCGCUGGCGGCAGCCCUGACCUUCGAUGUAUAAAAGUGAAGAUCAUUAAAAGAAGGCUAAUAAGGGCCCGAAUA
Molecule: messenger RNA, 2019 nt
Organism: Rhipicephalus microplus (southern cattle tick)
Lineage: Eukaryota; Metazoa; Arthropoda; Arachnida; Ixodida; Ixodidae
Source: RefSeq, a predicted model, not a curated record